AUGAUCUCCACUGCUCUGGGAUACAUCGCGCACCUGGUAUUCAUGCUCAGCAAAUAUCUCCAAGUGAACCUCCGCUAUCGCGUGGUGCCAUACUCUUCCCGGUCCUUUCUGAAAGACGAGAUCAACGACCCUCAGGGCGAGUACCCGCUGUACAGGAGAGGAGUCGAGAGGGAACGUCAUGAGAAGGCCAUUCGUUUUCUUCGCAAGGACGUGGAGCAGAAGCGCCUAUUCUGGCUCGACUAA
This is a messenger RNA of Phytophthora nicotianae INRA-310, 243 nucleotides long. RefSeq lists its product as hypothetical. Bases 1 to 243 code for a protein of 80 amino acids. Gene Ontology annotation, biological process: SNARE complex assembly. Gene Ontology annotation, molecular function: SNARE binding. Gene Ontology annotation, cellular component: endosome; lytic vacuole. Lineage: Eukaryota; Oomycota; Peronosporomycetes; Peronosporales; Peronosporaceae. The transcript has 2 exons. The record is from RefSeq and is a predicted model, not a curated record.